UGUCUGCGGGAAGCUGUCAGUCUCAUGUGGAAUAACCUGGUAAGCGGCUCGGUUAGGAAACAGUGGAACUUGCAGACGUUGCUUAUUUUUUUAGAUGGGGGCUGAUUAGUUUUAUUUACCAAACUUCAACUUGGUUUUUCUUCUUCACUUUUGUUUUACUCCACUGCCUUCUCCGCAGGCCUGAUUCAAACUGUGGUGCAGCCAGGCCCUCCACAGUGCACAGGUGGUUGUCGACUGUGCACCGACUCAAGACUCUACAUGACUGAAUAAGCCGCGACGGGGGGCGGGGGGGCUUACUUUGGCGGGUUGUUUUGUGUUUUUUUUCUUCGGAGGAGGGUUUACCGAGUUGCAUUCAGGAACCCAGCAGCUUUAGAAGGAGCUGGUGGAGGAUGGCAGUGGCUCUGGAUGAAGUGUGGGGGCGGGUGAAGAAUGUCUGCAAGCAGAAUGGUCUGCUCAUCCUGUCAGUGCUGGCCGUGGUAAUUGGCUGCCUGCUUGGCUUCUUCCUCAGAGGCAAGCAGCUCUCUGAACAGGAGGUGAAGUACUUCCAGUUUCCCGGAGAGCUGCUCAUGAGGAUGUUGAAAAUGCUCAUAUUGCCGCUGGUCGUUUCCAGUUUGAUGUCGGGUCUGGCGGCUCUGGAUGCCAAGUGCUCCAGCCGCCUGGGCAUCAUGACCAUCUCCUACUACCUCUGGACCACCUUCGUGGCUGUGGUCGUGGGCAUCGUCAUGGUGUACAUCAUCCACCCCGGUGGAGCCGCUCAGAAGGAGGACUCCGAUGAGAGCAAGAAGCCAAUGACCAGCUCUGCCGACGCCCUGCUGGAUCUCAUUCGAAACAUGUUCCCUGCAAACCUGGUUCAAGCCACCUUUCAGCAGUAUCGAACCCAAAGAGUUCCUGAGUACAUCCCCAAGCCAACAGUAGCUCAGCUCCUGGAUGAGACGACCACUCGGAGGGUGUACAUCUACGGUAUCCAGGAUGACAACGGAACCGACAUCCAGAACUUCUCCCUGGAUCUCACGCCGCCGCCGGACGUCAUCAUGAAAACAUCGCCCGGUACAAGCGAGGGCAUGAACGUGCUGGGGAUCGUUAUUUUCUCGGCCACCAUGGGGAUCAUGCUGGGCAGAAUGGGGCCCAACGGAAGCGCACUGGUGAACUUCUGCCAGAGUGUGAAUGAAGCGGUCCUGAAGAUUGUUGCCAUCGUCAUCUGGUAUUUCCCCUUUGGGAUUGUCUUCCUGGUGGCCGGGAAGAUCUUGGAGAUGGACGAUCCAUCAGCGAUGGGGAAGAAGUUGGGCUUUUAUGCCAUCACGGUGGUAAUGGGUUUGGUACUGCAUGGUCUGUUCAUCCUCCCCGCCAUGUACUUCUUCAUCACCAAGAAGAGCCCCAUUGUCUACAUCAGAGGAAUCCUGCAGGCCCUGCUCAUUUCCUUGGCCACCUCCUCCAGCUCCGCCACUUUGCCUAUCACCUUCAAGUGCCUCCUGGAAAACAACCACAUUGACAGACGCAUCAUCCGCUUCGUGUUGCCCGUGGGCGCCACCAUCAACAUGGACGGCACCGCCCUCUACGAGGCCGUGGCGGCCAUCUUUAUUGCCCAAGUCAAUAACUACGAGCUCGACUUUGGGCAAAUCAUCACAAUUAGCAUCACUGCCACUGCGGCCAGUAUCGGUGCAGCCGGAAUCCCUCAAGCGGGGCUCGUUACCAUGGUGAUCGUGCUGACCUCCGUGGGCCUGCCGACCGAUGACAUCACUCUCAUCAUUGCUGUUGACUGGGCUUUGGAUCGAUUCAGGACCAUGGUCAAUGUGAUGGGUGAUGCCUUGGCCACAGGGAUCAUGGCCCACAUCUGCAGGAAAGACUUCAUUAAAGAAGGCGAACAGGUACCUCUGAUCUGCGAGACGAAGCCCAUGAUCAGCAUCCAGCAGAUGAUGACCUACCAGAACCAGAAGAACGGCUGCUACCAGCCACCUCCGGCGGGCAGCCGGCAGGACCACCUGUCCCCGGACGUGGCGCGGCUGAUCCAGCUGGAGGAGGGCGUCCGACCGACGGAGAAGAGGAAACAGGCGCUCACCUCUCACCACAAGAGAGGCCACAGGGACAAGGAGCACUGUUCCAUCGACAUGAACGGCCUGGAGACCAACGUGUAGCACUCAGCUAAUGGACCUCGUUCCUUUCAUGAAGGUGGCACACCUUCCAGCUCUCAACGUGGAGGAGCUGCAAAAAAGACAACUUUCGUUUUUUAAUAUCUUAAAAAUGGUACACAUUUGCCUGUGUGUGUUUGUGAGUUGUCCAUACAGUAUCUAACAUGGUUUCUACUUGGUACCACUUGUCCAUACAGUAUCUAACAUGGAUUCCAUUUGGUACCAGUUGUCCAUACAGUAUCUAAUGUGGAUUCUAUUUGGUACCAGUUGUCCAUACAGUAUCUAAUGUGGAUUCUAUUUGGUACCAGUUGUCCAUACAGUAUCUAAUGUGGAUUCUAUUUGGUACCAGUUGUCCAUGCAGUAUCUAAGGUGGAUUAUAUUUGGUACCAGUUGCGAGGCUUGUGCUUGCUUAUGUCAAGGACUUGUUGCUUUUCCAGCAGUGAGUCAGCGAAGAAGGAGCAGGACAGAAAAAAAGCUUUUAUCAGAUUGGAUUGUGGAAAGAACCUCGUCCGUCUGUGUGGAGCGUGAAAAAACAAAAACGUCCGUUAGCUUCUCGCCCACUACAGUGACAUACUUUUUGGAAUUAAAACAAUUGUACUGUUUUGUGUUUGCCACCAAGGAGGUUUUUUCAGUACAGGCACAAAGUUAUUGGAAUACUGAAUUUGAGUCACUCCCAAAACUUUGGGCUAAGACACGAUUCUGGUAUUAAAAUGGUACUUUGCCAAAAUCAUCCUUCAUCUUUCAGUCUCUCCAGGACUUCACGAUCGCGCCACUUCACCUAAAUUCAACCACUACCCGCACAUUUUGCCCAAUCAGCGUUAUUUUCGCCAACCAAAUUUGUCUCGGAGCCGCACUCAAACGAUUGUUUCUUGUGUGGACGAAGCGGAAAGAGCAAAGUGUGGCAAUGAAUCAACUCUUUGACUCGCAUAGCUCAGACCUUUUUCCUGCUCCUGUCCAGGGCGCUCAGAUUUCUGGGUAAUGUACUACGGGUGAAACUCGAAAAAUGUGAAUAUCGUGCAAACGUUUGUUUACAGCGGAAAUUAGAUUUACCAGAUGAAACUAACAUAGGAUCAGAAUAAAAAGACUUUAAAUGAAGCGCCGGCUGUCCAAAGUCGGGACCCGGGGUGGACCGCUCAUCUGUGAUGGUCUCUUGCUGGCCCCACUAUGGACGGGACUCUCACUAUUAUGUUAGAUCCACUUUGGACUGGACUCUCACAAUAUUAUGUUAGAUCCACUAUGGACUGGACUCUCACACUAUUAUGUUAGAUCCACUAUGGACUGGACUCUCACAAUAUUAUGUUAGAUCCACUAUGGACUGGACUCUCACAAUAUUAUGUUAGAUCCACUAUGGACUGGACUCUCACACUAUUACGUUAGAUCCACUAUGGACUGGACUCUCACACUAUUAUGUUAGAUCCACUAUGGACUGGACUCUCACAAUAUUAUGCUAGAUCCACUAUGGACUGGACUCUCACAAUAUUAUGCAAAAUCCACUAUGGACUGGACUCUCACAAUAUUAUGCUAGAUCCACUAUGGACUGGACUCCCACAAUAUUAUGUUAGAUCUACUAUGGACUGGACUCUCACUAUUAUGUUAGAUCCACUAUGGACUGGACUCUCACAAUAUUAUGUUAGAUCCACUAUAGACUGGACUCUCACUAUUAUGUUAGAUCCACCAUGGACUGGACUCUCACAAUAUUAUGCUAGAUCCACUAUGGACUGGACUCUCACAAUAUUAUGCUAGAUCCACUAUGGACUGGACUCUCACAAUAUUAUGCUAGAUCCACUAUGGACUGGACUCUCACAAUAUUAUGUUAGAUCUACUAUGGACUGGACUCUCACUAUUAUGUUAGAUCCACUAUAGACUGGACUCUCACAAUAUUAUGUUAGAUCCACUAUAGACUGGACUCUCACUAUUAUGUUAGAUCCACUAUGGACGGGACUCUCACUAUUAUGUUAGAUCCACUUUGGACUGGACUCUCACAAUAUUAUGUUAGAUCCACUACGGACUGGACUCUCACACUAUUAUGUUAGAUCCACUAUGGACUGGACUCUCACUAUUAUGUUAGAUCCACUGUGGACUGGACUCUCACUAUUAUGUUAGAUCCACUAUGGACUGGACUCUCACUAUUAUGUUAGAUCCACUAUGGACUGGACUCUCACUAUUAUGUUAGAUCCACUAUGGACUGGACUCUCACAAUAUUAUGUUAGAUCCACUAUGGAC
Molecule: messenger RNA, 4349 nt
Organism: Entelurus aequoreus (snake pipefish)
Lineage: Eukaryota; Metazoa; Chordata; Actinopteri; Syngnathiformes; Syngnathidae
Product: excitatory amino acid transporter 5-like
Exons: 11
Coding region: 390-2132 (580 amino acids)
Biological process (GO): L-glutamate transmembrane transport
Cellular component (GO): plasma membrane
Molecular function (GO): L-glutamate transmembrane transporter activity; glutamate:sodium symporter activity; neutral L-amino acid transmembrane transporter activity
Source: RefSeq, a predicted model, not a curated record